Molecule: messenger RNA, 1412 nt
Organism: Abrus precatorius (Indian licorice)
Lineage: Eukaryota; Viridiplantae; Streptophyta; Magnoliopsida; Fabales; Fabaceae
Product: mitogen-activated protein kinase kinase 5
Exons: 2
Coding region: 183-1265 (360 amino acids)
Biological process (GO): protein phosphorylation
Cellular component (GO): cytoplasm
Molecular function (GO): protein serine/threonine kinase activity; ATP binding
Source: RefSeq, a predicted model, not a curated record
AUCUAUCUGAAGCAAACCUCUUUCAAUUCUCAAUUUUCAAUUUUCCUUUCGCUUCUUACGCUUCCUCGAACCUUCUCUUCGCUGCUAUGAUCUGCGAAAUGAUUUCCGUUUUCGUGGAUUCCAUAGAGAUAUUAUCAUCGUAGACAUGAUGAUGAUGAUGAUCAUGAUGAUAGAGAGAUGAGAUGAUGAGGCCAAAGCAACUGACACCGCCCGCCGCCUCCUCCUCCUCCUCCUCCUCCUCCGCCUCCGCAUCCAACCCCAAGGACCGUUCCCAGCGCCGCCGCAAAGACCUCACCCUGCCGCUGCCGCAGAGGGACACCAAAUUGGCGGUGCCGCUUCCGCUGCCACCGUCCACGACGACGGCAACGUCGACGUCCGCGGCGAACCAGCUGUUGAUUCCGUUCGCGGAGCUGGAGCGGCAGAACCGCAUCGGGAGCGGGAGCGGGGGGACGGUGUACAAGGUGGUUCACCGGACAACCGGUCGCGUGUACGCUCUGAAGGUGAUAUACGGUCAUCACGAGGAGUCGGUGCGGCGGCAGAUCCACCGGGAAAUCCAGAUCCUGCGCGACGUGGACGAUCCGAACGUGGUUAAGUGUCACGAGAUGUACGAUCAGAACAGCGAAAUCCAGGUUCUGUUGGAGUUCAUGGACGGUGGUUCUCUGGAGGGGAAACACAUCCCUCAGGAGCAGCAUCUGGCAGAUCUGUCUCGGCAGAUUCUGCGGGGGCUUGCGUACCUUCACCGUCGACACAUCGUUCACAGAGACAUAAAACCUUCGAAUCUGCUGAUAAACUCGCGGAAGCAGGUGAAGAUCGCUGACUUCGGUGUUGGUCGGAUUCUGAAUCAGACGAUGGAUCCUUGCAAUUCGUCGGUGGGGACGAUCGCGUACAUGAGUCCUGAGAGGAUAAAUACAGACAUCAAUGACGGUCAAUACGACGCAUACGCUGGAGACAUAUGGAGCUUUGGUGUUAGCAUCUUGGAGUUCUACAUGGGAAGAUUCCCCUUUGCUGUUGGUAGGCAAGGUGAUUGGGCGAGCUUGAUGUGUGCUAUUUGUAUGUCUCAGCCUCCUGAGGCUCCUCCUUCUGCUUCUCCUCAGUUCAGGGAUUUCAUCUCUCGCUGUUUGCAGCGCGAUCCCUCUCGCAGAUGGUCUGCUUCUAAGUUGCUCGAACACCCCUUCAUUGCUCUGCCCAGUCCUGGCCCCAAUCACAACCACAACCUCCAUCAACUCCUCCCUCCUCCUCCCAUCAGGCCUCCUCUUUCGUCCUAGCUACUUCUACUUACCUCUCUUGCUUCUGUAAUUUUUUAUUUAUUAAAUUAUAUGCAAAUUCCAUGGAUACCUUUAUCCAUUGAGCUGUUCGAGACUUGGAGGACGUACCUACGUUCCACAAUGCAAUCUACUUUCUUUAAAUUUCAU